AUGCUAGCAGAAAAGGGCCCCAGCUGGCUUUCUCAAGGCGGCAGGAGGCCAAUGGGAAUCCUGUUGGCCGUCGCCGCCUUCAUCUUCCUCAUGCUCACAUACGCCAGCUUUCCGUCUCAACGAAGACCUCCGCCCUCUAAUUUGAUGACACCAUCCGCCCCGUCCAGACAACAGCCGGCCGUGCCGGGACCACAAGCGUCAACACCCCACUUUGUCAGUGUUGAUGAUGCCGCCUCGAACGGCACCGUCGGAGUCGACUCCAUCAUCUUCCUCAACCUCCCGCAUCGCCACGAUCGAUUCGAUGCCAUGGCGAUCCAAGCCCACCUGUCGAAAUUGAAAAUCAGCCGCUUCCCCGCCGUCGACCCGUCGACACUCACAAGCCAGGGCAUGCCGCCGAUGGAGAACGACCAGGCCAACCUCAAGGAGGGCGAGAAGGGCUGCUUCCGAGCGCACGCCAACGUCUGGCAGCACAUGCUGGAAAAGGGCAUUGACUCGGCGCUGGUGCUCGAGUCCGACGCCGGCUGGGACAUCAACUUCCGGCCCAUCAUGGGGAGGCUGAACGGCGGCUUCCGCAAGCUGCUGCAGGAGGAACACCCGGACAACCGCGACGUGUUUGAAGAGAACCCCGACGACCCCUGGCUGGCGCGCUCGGGCACCUGGGACAUACUGUCGAUCGGCCACUGCGUCGACGCGCGCGGCGGCGGCCGCUACGUCAUCUACGACGACCCGCACGCGCCGAGCACCAACUACCAGGUGGAGGUGGACGAGGGGCAGGCGGUGCUUAACCGCAAGCGCAUCGUGUACCGCGCGCAGACGCUGUUCUGCACGACGGGCUACCUGGUCUCGCUCUCGGGGGCGGCGCGGAUGCUGGUGCGCAUGAACUGGAAGUUCGACGCGCCGGUGGACGUCAUCAUGAACGAGAUGAUCGGCAACGGCGAGCUGCGGGCCUACAGCAUGCACCAGCGGCUCGUGGUGCAGUGGACCUACAUCCCCGGCAUCGGCAAGGGGAGGAGCAACAGCGACAUCCAGAGCGAUGGCAAGCCGGAGCCCAGCACCCCGGAGGGUUGGGAUCGGGCCAAGAAAGACCGGUCCGUCUACGAUUACCACGGUGGGUAUGCCGAUGCCGCUAUAGUUGAGAGUGCUCUCCAGAGGGCCUGGCAUGAGGUUAUUGGCGACAUGUAG
Molecule: messenger RNA, 1182 nt
Organism: Pyricularia oryzae 70-15
Lineage: Eukaryota; Fungi; Ascomycota; Sordariomycetes; Magnaporthales; Pyriculariaceae
Exons: 1
Coding region: 1-1182 (393 amino acids)
Source: RefSeq, a predicted model, not a curated record